GAUAAUUACAAGUGGCAGCAAAAGCCCAUUGUCUAAAAAACAAUAAUGACGCGAACAAAUAAAGACAACUGGAGAAUGGCAACAAUGUUGCAGCGGGAGGUCAGAAAAAUGCCGCCGAGUCAAGUAGCUGAGUGUAAGACUCCGACGUAGGUAGAAAUAAAUGUGUGCGCUCGUGCAUUAUUGUGGUGUGUAAUCUAUUCGACGACGAUCUACCACCACGUUCCUGUUGUCCAAUUCACCGUGUGCUGAUUGAAGACUCGACAGAAAGUGGGCGGUUCUUCCGCAUCAAGCCAGCAACACACACGUCUUGUUGCUGCUACGCCAUCUUGGAACAAUAAUCAGAACUUCCCAUAUUGUUUGCCAUAGUCUAGUCGUCUGCUUGUCUUCGUUUUCCACGUGCGGAGAAGAAGAAAAAACGAGACGUAAUCAAAGAUAAAUCAUGCCAAAGGUCAAGACAAAGUUUGGGCAAGAGAAUAAAUUGAUUCAUCCCAAUAGUCGGAAAGCUGAUCAAAUAUCACGAGAAUGGCAUCGUGAUGUACGUGUCAAACACAAUAAGAAGGCAAUGGCUCAGAAGAUGACGGCCUUAGGAGAGAAAAUUGCGUGGUUUCGUGAUCAGCUCGACCCUGAUGUGACUGUGUACACGAUAGAACAAACAGCAGACCUGGUUGAACGGUACCUGGGCCGAUUUGAUGAAGAACUUGAACAAAUUAGGUUGAAAAACCAGAUUGGCCAGAGAAGUUCAAGACAGCACGCUAGCAGAGAGGAUGCUAUUGAACUUUCUCAAAAAUUGGAAAAAGAUGAGUACGAAGGUUGCGGACUGGAAAUCCCUGAUCUUUCCAACCCAAAAAAUUUGGAAUAUUUACGGUCUUGGACUGGCGUUCUACGCUUCAUUCCAAACAUUACACUCAAAAGGUUCAGGAAACCACAGGAUAAGGGUGUUAAUGCCACAUCUGACACUCCUUCUACAGCUGAAGAGGAAGUGGAAAGAAGUGAUGAUAAAACUAUGGAAGUUGCUUGAUUUGAAUACAAAGCGUAAUGUCAGUAAA
This is a messenger RNA of Daphnia magna, 1046 nucleotides long. RefSeq names its product translation machinery-associated protein 16. Lineage: Eukaryota; Metazoa; Arthropoda; Branchiopoda; Diplostraca; Daphniidae. Bases 440 to 1018 code for a protein of 192 amino acids. The transcript is spliced from 4 exons. Gene Ontology annotation, cellular component: nucleus. The record is from RefSeq and is a predicted model, not a curated record.